Molecule: messenger RNA, 477 nt
Organism: Salvia splendens (bonfire salvia)
Lineage: Eukaryota; Viridiplantae; Streptophyta; Magnoliopsida; Lamiales; Lamiaceae
Product: probable E3 ubiquitin-protein ligase ATL44
Exons: 1
Coding region: 1-477 (158 amino acids)
Biological process (GO): ubiquitin-dependent protein catabolic process
Molecular function (GO): ubiquitin protein ligase activity
Source: RefSeq, a predicted model, not a curated record
AUGGAGGAAAGUGUCCAAUCCAACAUUUACGAUGAACUCGACACGAUCAUGGAAGAAACCAUCCUAGGCCACGUCAUCGAACUGGAGAGGAUACUAGAGCGGCCAUGGACCAACGCUGACUUCACGAGGACGUUGACCGCGCUGACUCAAUUAGCAACAGACGCUGCCUCGGUGGAAGAAGUGGUUAAUCGCGAAGUUGCUCAUCUCGGCGCGACAGGGGCCGCGGCAGACCAGCUCGCCGGCCUUCUUCCCGACUACUUGGGGAUGCUGAUGCGGGCGUGGUUGGUCGCCGAAGGCCUUCCCGGCGAUGAUGGAGAGACGGAUGAAUGCUGCGUGUGUCUCGAGCGUCUGCACUGUGGGCUCGUUGCGACGCUGGAUUGCGGCCACGAGUUUCACGGGGACUGCAUAGGGAGGUGGCUCCUCCGUGGCCAGGACUCCUGCCCUAUCUGCAUUAAUGCUGAUGUUCUUCUGUUGUGA